Rotaria sp. Silwood1 is the source of this 1686-nucleotide messenger RNA. Lineage: Eukaryota; Metazoa; Rotifera; Eurotatoria; Philodinida; Philodinidae. The record is from the annotation of a GenBank genome assembly.
AUGGACAAAAAGCAACAUUCAGAAUCAACUGCUAGUGGAUCAUCUUCUCCUUCCACAAUAAAUAAAUCAAAAAAAUCAUCAUCAACAACAGCAGCAGCAUCACUACCAACAACAACGACAAGCAGAAAUGCAGUACUUCCUCAAACUGCUCGUCGGAUUCUUCAAAAUUUCCUUUUGGUAUGGCUCGAUGCCAAUUUUGAUGAGUCCAAAGACGAUUAUGAAAAACCAGUGAAAUAUCUGCAACAUAUAGCGGCAACGGUCGCAGUGUUUACAGACGUUGAUGAAUCCAUUGAUUUUCUCACUGACAUUGAGAACGAAAAAGUAUUUAUGAUCGUAUCAGGUGCCCUGGCACAACAUAUAAUACCGAUAAUUCAAGAAUGCCCACAGUUAGUCUCAAUUUAUAUUUUAUGUCGCAAUCAAUCAAUUCAUGAGGAAUGGGCCAAAACAAUACCUAAGGUACAAGGUAUAUACACACAAAUCGAACCGAUUUGUAAAGCAUUACAAAUCGAUCAAAAAAAUUGUGAUCGAGCUAUGAUCUCGAUAAGUUUUAAUAGAAUCGAUCCAUUAUUUAUGUAUACACAAUUGUUAAAGGAAGCACUCUUGGAUAUCGAAGAUGACGAUGUCAAAUCGAUUAAAGAACUUGUUGAAUACUGUCGUCUUCAAAGCGAUGCUUCCGAAAAAACACUUGAAAAGAUUGAAGAAGAAUAUCGUAAUCAUUCACCCAUUUGGUGGUACACAGGUCCAUAUUUUAUUUACUCAAUGCUGAAUUAUGGUCUUCGACAAAUGGAUGUCGAUAUUAUCCUGAAGAUGGGCUUCUUCAUCCGACAUCUACAUCAGCAUAUUACCGAACUACAUCGCGAACAAAUAGCCAGCAUGCCAGCAAAAUUUCAAGUCUUUCGUGGACAAGGUUUGUCCAUGGAAGAUUUUGAAAAAAUGAAAAAAACCAAAGGAGGACUUAUGUCCUUCAACAAUUUUCUGUCGACAAGUCGCAACCGUGAGAUAUCUUUCAAAAACUUUGCACGAUCAGCAGCAUUAAAUACAAAUUCAGUUGGUAUUCUCUUCAUUAUGAACAUUGAUACGGCUAUUUGCUCGAAAUCCUCAACACCAUUUGCUGAAGUAACUAACAAAAUUGGCUUCUUUGAAGACAAGGAAGAAGAAAUACUUUUUACAACACAUGCGAUUUUUCGUAUCGAUCGCAUUGAACGAAUUCACGAUAAUCACUCUGAUCGGCUAUACGAAGUCACUCUCACUAUUGUGGGUAAUGACAAUCAUGAAUUGAACACACUUACAGCACAUCUGCGAGAAGAGUCCACUUGGGCAACAGGAUGGGCUCGAUUUGGUCACAUACUUAUUAAACUUGGUCAGCCUGCAAAAGCAGAACAUCUCUGGAAGAUACUUCUCGAAAAGGCAUCUACUGAUAAAGAGCGAUCAGAUUAUAAUCUUCAGCUUGGUACCGUGUAUAAUAACAUGGGCGAGUACUCGCAAGCACUUUCAUCGUAUGAACGAUCACUUGAAAUCCGCAAAAUAGCUCUCCCUCCGAAUCAUCCCGACUUGGCUUCUUCCUACGAAGGUAUCGGCUUGGUGAUGAUGAAAUCAUUUUUUCACAUCUUAUUUCGAUUAACAUUAACAUAUUUUUUUUUGAAGGUUACAAUUGAAGAUUACGAAUAUUAUUUUGAUCAAUUUUAA